Cydia splendana is the source of this 2322-nucleotide messenger RNA. RefSeq lists its product as uncharacterized. The transcript has 3 exons. The coding region runs from base 29 to 1150 and encodes 373 amino acids. Lineage: Eukaryota; Metazoa; Arthropoda; Insecta; Lepidoptera; Tortricidae. The record is from RefSeq and is a predicted model, not a curated record.
GAGAAAAAAAGUGUCACAAUUUAGCGAGAUGAAUAAUAAUCUGCGGGCGCGAUCGAUAGCAGAGUGGAGUUGGGGAGACGGGGGCGACACGACCCCCGGGGAGGCACGGGCUCGUACAGGGAAGGGGCAGGGCGGAGGUUCAUUGAGAGUGUGGGCGGCACGCGUGGGCGCGAUCCUUAUAAAGCCCCCCGGAGCUCCCGCCUCGCAUAGUCGUGCCCUACUCGCGAACCAAGUAACAACGAAAAGUGAUAAAAAGUGCAACAUGCAGAUCCCGAGCAUAAGAUUGUGGGCUUUCGUGGUUGGUUGUUUUACCGUGCAAUGUGGUGCCUAUUCGGCAUGGCCUAUGUACCCGCAACCAUCCCAUGAAUAUCAAGACGAUGAUUACUAUUACGCACCGAAAGCACAAUACUAUUACGAUAAUCCCACAGUAAACGCGCCCGAGGUAUACGGGCAAGUUCCUUAUCCGUACUUCUAUGAUCCAUACGGACAUUUCACAAAUGAGGCUCCGAAGAGGCAAGAGGAGAGGUUCGCAGCUCUCCCGAUCGGACAAGAAACAUGGUUUGAAAGUGAUGCCUCUCCUCACUGGCGCCCCAAUGACGUGGACGAUGUGAGCGCGGCUUUCCUGGACAACUUGAUCCUCACACAAAUGGCCCAGGACGCCCAACGGCGGCGCGAGAACGCCCGAGCGGCCUUCCCCACAGUCGACUACGAAGAGCGGGACGUCGAAGAUGAAGAUGUUCGAGAACUCAAGGCGUUAGCUGGCAAACCACUGUACCACGUUCCGAAAACAGUUCCUAAAAUCGAAGAAGAAGAUGACUACCCUAACGACGAAGGCUUCAUUAACUGGGACGGCGGCAACAAGAGAAGCGUCACUACUACCGCGCCAGUGACGACAACCACGGCGAAGGUUGGACAAGCGGAGAUCAUGGUGCCCCGGCCGGCGAACUCCUACAAACACCAGAGCGACGAAAACAAAAGGGCGUCGGCAUUCUACGGCAGACUCGCGAAACUGUUGCAGAAAGAAAAGGAUUCAAUGCACACACAAUCUGAGGACUCGGCAAAAUUGCGAAAAAUCAACAAGCGUUUCGUGGCGGGAGACUCCGAUCUGGUCAUGGAGCUGCGAGGCCUCAAGCACCGCAUACCAACUUAAAGAAAUUCUCCUGACUAUCGCCAACAAUUAUGAGACUGAGUAAUUUGUAGCUUAAUAGGUAUCUAUUGCAACGACCUGGACGGAAAGUCCCGGGCCUACGAUCAAAACGACAAAAAAAACUUAGAGUUUGGUCAUAUCCAUUACUUAAAGGCAUCUUAUUGGAAUAUUAUAAUUAGUAAACAUGUCCUGUUGUCAACUUCUGGCGAAAUAUCAAAGUCCUAUGUAUCAUCUUCUGAGUAGUCAAAUAAUUUUUCGAUUGUUUACUACGAUGGUAUAUAACUAACUAAAUAACGUGUAAUAUGAGUGUUAAUAAUCGUACAAAAUGUGACUAUAAUCUCCAUUAAAUUGUCGAUGGUAUAAUUAUGUGCUAAAGGAUGUCGACGAAAUGUUGCUCCUUCGAGUGGCAGCUAAUCAAUUCGCACAAGUGUGCAUUUGUAAAUACCUGUACUGAUUAUAUUUAAGACGUAUUAUUAUUUAGAUAGAAAUACAAUGUUAUUAAUGAUGUUUGUAGAAUAUCUGCGCUAUUAUAUCUGGAGCUAAGCGAGGGUUCUGGGAAAAAGAGAGACAUAGUUACCUCCUGAGCUCUUUCGGAGGGAAUGAAAAUAAUUGCUAUUGUAUUUUAUAUAGAUCUCUAUAAGAAAUCUUGUCUUGUUUUAAGUCGUAUUGAACAGUUUUUAAAUCUGACUUUUCUUGGCCUAAUGUUGAGGGUAGAAUAAGUAGAUUCUUUAUACUUUUACACGAGUGCUAAUUCAUUCAACUUACAAUGUCUAGACAAUACCACUAAAUAUUUUGCAAAGCAAAAAAAUGAACACAUAGUUCGUAUCUAUCUGUGUAAGAAUGUUCUCUAAAGAGGGGAGGAUGAGUGAUAUCGUUAGCUUUACGGCUUUACAUUACCAGGUCUCUAAGACCUUUUAUUGAAUCAAUAGAGUAUAAUAUUGCGUCCUCGUUUCUAUUCGAGCAAAUUAGCUUUUUUACUAAAAAUACUCCUUUGUCAUUCUUGAAAGACGCGGAAAACAUUUGGUUUUUCUGUACGCUCCUACUUUCGUACAGUAUAUAUGUGGACGUAGGUAUCUCUGUAAACUAAAACAUAUCUGUUUAUAUAUUUACUUUCCAGUAUUAGAGGAUGGUCAUUAGAUUUAAAGGGUCGUUAGUAUACUAGUUUCAUAAACAAU